Talaromyces stipitatus ATCC 10500 is the source of this 1919-nucleotide messenger RNA. RefSeq names its product cytochrome P450, putative. Bases 101 to 1669 code for a protein of 522 amino acids. Gene Ontology annotation, molecular function: heme binding; oxidoreductase activity, acting on paired donors, with incorporation or reduction of molecular oxygen; iron ion binding. The transcript is spliced from 3 exons. The record is from RefSeq and is a predicted model, not a curated record. NCBI's taxonomy places the organism in Eukaryota, Fungi, Ascomycota, Eurotiomycetes, Eurotiales, Trichocomaceae.
AUCUUGAAAACAGGCAAACCUGACAAAUAGAAAAGUUCAUGCAAUAGAUGUUGUCCUCAUUCUGGUGUAUUAUUAAUUCUUACUCGGCAUUCAUUUCAUAAUGGCUACAUCAAACACGAGUUUCCUGGGAUAUCUGAUUCGAGAAGCUAGCGGCCGUAUGACAGACAGCCCUGUGUUCAAUACAGCUAUCAUUCUGUUCAUUAUAUAUCUUUCUUACAACAUUGUCAACCGUCUUCGCAUAGCAUAUUUCUCACCUUUGAGCCGUAUUCCGGGACCAUGGCAUGGUCACCUGACCGGCCUCGUCCUCAGGUAUCAUAUCCUGAAUGGUAACCGGGUGAAUUAUGUGCAAUCACUACAUGAAAAGUACGGGCCAUUUGUCCGAGUCUCUCACAACGAAGUCGUGACUUGCGAUGCCGCAGCUACGAAGGAUAUCCAUGCAGUUGGUACUACUUGGCGCAAAUGGAGUCAUAUCCCCGAUGAUAUUACUCCAAACAUCUUCAGCAUCGUUGAUCCAAAACAACAUAGUAUUCGGCAACGAUUCUAUAAGAAAUUUUUUCAACAGACAACGCUGCGAAAGACAAUGGAACCGGCAGUUUUGACGACAGCCAAAAUGGCCAUACAGGGAAUGAAAAAAGAUGCUGCUGCAGCAGGAAAUGUUGUUAACGUGCACGAAUGGUUCAUGUUAUUCGGUAAUGACAUCAUGUCCCUUCUGACAUUCGGUGAAGGAUUCGGUCUGAUGGAGAAAGGCGAAAGAGUAGUAAGUGUCGUGACUCCGGUAGAGCUUCACAAAAUGAUUGCAUGGUCAGAGCUCUCGAUCCCAAUCUUCUUGAUUGGUCGUUUUGUAUUAUCGCACUUUUCAGAGCGUAUGAAGGCAGUUUUCCGCGCUGAUGUGGCCCUUAAUCCAACGGAGGAUAAAGCGAUCGCGCAGCUGAGAAUGGAUAGAACAGACGAAGAAGGGCGAACGGUCUUUGCCAGGGCCAUUGAGGAUGCCAAGGAAGAUGAAAUGUUGAAAGGUCAUGGCAAAACACGCUUGACGGACGAUGAAAUUGCUGCAGAUGCCUUGGGAUUCCAGUUGGCUGGAGCAGAACCUGUGGGAGUUUCCUUAACUUACUUGAUAUGGUGUAUCCUACAGCACCCGGAUGUACAGAAGCAAGUUGAGAUGGAAGUGGCAGAUGUCGAACUCUCAGAUGCCGCUCUUGAAAAUUUGCCCAUCCUUAACUCGACUAUAUUGGAGUCUUUACGAUUAUGGGGUGGCAAUGCGACGGCAAUGAGAAGACGGGAGGAUAUAACGGAUGGCGGGGUACUCCUUGCUGGAUUGUACCUUAUUCCCAAAGGCACGGUAGUCUCCACGCAGGCAUAUUCCUUGCACCGUAACCCAGACAAUUGGAAAGAUCCCUUUAGGUGGGACCAUAAGCGAUGGCUUGAUCCUGCUCAAAGUCAUUCGAUAUCAACGGAUCGUUUCCAGCCUUUCAGCGCAGGUAGUCGAAUGUGUGCUGCAUAUCAUCUCGCCUUGAUGGAAAUACGCGUUAUGGCUGCGGUGUUCUUCAAGUCUCUCCCAGGGGCCAGGCUGGCUCCGUCUGUAACCCCGGAAAGCAUGGUAAUGGUUGAUCGAUUCAAUCUAUUCCCCAAGCACGAUAGCUGUGAGGUCAUUUUGAGUACUGGUAACUAAUUGAACCCAUCCAUGUUGCCGAAAGUUCAUUAUCCCAUUUGAGAUUAACUGUACCUUUUGUGACUCAGUGUUCAUCGCUGAUGUUAACAUGUGAUGGCUGAUCAUAGUGUCAAUCAGUCAUACUACCAUGUGCGGUAAUGGAAGUCUAGGUUAAUCGCAAGAUCCUAAUCGCUACGGACGGGUUUUACAUUCAAUGUUACGUUACAAAGUUAUUGCAAUAAAAUAAUGAGAUAUUGAUUAUUAUACUAUC